Pyrus x bretschneideri (Chinese white pear) is the source of this 1761-nucleotide messenger RNA. Its product is annotated as autophagy-related protein 18c. The coding region runs from base 393 to 1622 and encodes 409 amino acids. The record is from RefSeq and is a predicted model, not a curated record. Gene Ontology annotation, cellular component: extrinsic component of membrane; cytosol; phagophore assembly site membrane. NCBI's taxonomy places the organism in Eukaryota, Viridiplantae, Streptophyta, Magnoliopsida, Rosales, Rosaceae. The transcript has 5 exons. Gene Ontology annotation, molecular function: phosphatidylinositol-3-phosphate binding; protein binding; phosphatidylinositol-3,5-bisphosphate binding. Gene Ontology annotation, biological process: protein localization to phagophore assembly site; autophagy of mitochondrion; nucleophagy.
AGAAAAUCGAAAAUAAAAUAAAAAAGGGAAAAACAGACGUCUCCUUGUCGUCUCCUCUCGCCUCGUCUGGUGCUGAUGGCCAGUUUUAGAUCGAAAUUCAGCAAUCGACUCUCAAACUCUGAAUCUAAUUUCGUCUCCUUCCUGCUGUUCUCCUCCACUCCCCUCCUCUCUCUUUCUCCCAUGAAUAUAAUUAAUUAAUUCGAUUAAUCAUUUUUUUUUUUCUGAUAGAACAUCUGCGGCUCCAAGAAAGAUUCAAUUUUUUGCUGAUCACUGGCGAUGUAGCAACUAGUUGAUCUUGUGGUUAUCCAUCUUUGAUUCCGGGUUAUCUGUCGUGUCACAUGAUUAUUGAUUGUGGAAAUGGGUUGUAACUUGUAAAUGAGCCUGAUUCCGACAUGAGUUCAACAGUGUCAACAUCUCGAGGAAUACAUUCACCCGCAAGGCUUGCCAGGCACAAAUCACCGGAUUCUGGGGCUUCUGGUUCUUUUAGCCUGAUUGAACCAGACAUUAAUGACAGUGAAACGGAGUUGCUCUCUGUGUUUUGGAAUCAAGACAACGGUUGCUUCUCUGCCGGCACAAGCAAUGGAUUUCGCAUCUACAACUGCGAGCCUUUCAAAGAAACUUUUAGACGUGAUUUGAAAAGUGGGGGAUUCAAAAUUGUGGAGAUGCUAUUCCGAUGCAACAUUCUUGUACUUGUUGGUAGCUGGGACAAUUCACAAUAUCCGCCUCACAAGGUUAUGAUUUGGGAUGAUCAUCAGAGCCGAUGUAUUGGUGAAUUUUCAUUCAGGUCUGAGAUUCGUGCAGUAAAGUUAAGGCGCGAUCGCAUAGUAGUUGUUCUUGAGCACAAGAUAUAUGCUUAUAACUUUAUGGAUCUGAAGCUGCUGCAUCAGAUUGAGACUGUAGCAAAUCCUAGGGGAUUGUGCUGCCUUUCACACCAUCCAAAUACAUCUGUGCUGGCUUGCCCAGGCCUUCAACGAGGACAAGUUCGAAUUGAACAUUUUGGGCUGAAUGUGACGAAGUUAAUCAAUGCUCAUGAUUCUCAUAUUGCAUGCUUCACCCUGACAAUGGACGGGCUGCUUCUUGCAACUGCUAGUAAUAAGGGUACUUUGAUAAGAAUAUUCAACACAAUGGAUGGGACUCAUUUACAAGAGGUACGCAGAGGAGUGGAUAGAGCCGAAAUUUACAGUAUUGCUCUAUCUCCAAAUGUCCAGUGGUUGGCAGCAUCGAGUGACAAAGGUACUGUGCAUAUAUUCAGCCUCAGAGUUAGAGUACUCGGGGAGGAUUUAUCUGCUCAUAAUUCUGCUCAAGGGCCAGCAAUGUUUCAGCAGAACUCUUCAAAUUCCCUGGAUCCUCUUAUUUCUCCAAACACCGGUGCCAAUUCUAGUUCGUCAUUGUCUUUCAUGAGAGGGGUUUUACCAAAAUAUUUUAGCUCCGAAUGGUCAUUUGCUCAGUUCCACUUGCCAGAAGACACUCAAUUCAUUACCGCAUUUGGUUCUCAAAACAGUGUCAUCAUUGUUGGCAUGGAUGGGAGUUUCUACAAAUGCAGUUUUGAUCCAGUGAAUGGAGGUGAGAUGGUGCAGCAGGAAUAUGUACGCUUUCUAAAAACCGAAGGCAGGCCAAGAUAGACUUUCGAAUGAUUCAUGCAACUAUACAUUCUUUCAUCCUGUGUAAAUAUUGAUACGGAAUCUCUGUUGGAUGUAAAUAUUUGGAAGUGUUGUGUUCCUUUUCACCGCAUCUCGUAAAAUAAAGCAAUCUUUAUAGCUA